Messenger RNA from Neoarius graeffei (lesser salmon catfish), 578 nucleotides. RefSeq lists its product as uncharacterized. Gene Ontology annotation, molecular function: structural constituent of chromatin; DNA binding; protein heterodimerization activity. The transcript has a single exon. The record is from RefSeq and is a predicted model, not a curated record. Gene Ontology annotation, biological process: nucleosome assembly. Gene Ontology annotation, cellular component: nucleosome. The coding region runs from base 98 to 409 and encodes 103 amino acids. Lineage: Eukaryota; Metazoa; Chordata; Actinopteri; Siluriformes; Ariidae.
UCCGCGUCUUAGAUAUUAUAGUUCCUCGCUUACACACCGCUCUUCAUUUCUUUGAACGCUGCGUGAAGGACGGAAGGAGAGUGUUAGUCGCACCGAGAUGUCUGGCAGAGGAAAAGGCGGGAAAGGGCUCGGGAAAGGCGGCGCCAAGCGACAUCGUAAAGUCCUGCGGGACAACAUCCAGGGCAUCACCAAACCCGCUAUCAGGCGUCUGGCUCGCCGCGGCGGCGUGAAGCGAAUCUCCGGUCUGAUCUACGAGGAGACCCGUGGUGUGCUGAAGGUCUUCCUGGAGAACGUGAUCCGCGACGCCGUCACCUACACCGAGCACGCCAAGCGCAAGACUGUCACUGCCAUGGACGUGGUGUACGCGCUCAAGCGCCAGGGACGCACUCUGUACGGCUUCGGCGGCUGAAGGCGCACUUCCGGUCUGCAGACUCUGAACAAACUCAAACAAACCCAAAGGCUCUUUUCAGGGCCGCCCAGGUCCUCUCUCUGAGAGCAAAGCCCAAAUUCGGUAUCUGUACUCUGUUUGGAAUUAUUGUGAGAUUUUUUUCAAUACAAUAAAAUGCUUCUGAUUCUAA